Molecule: messenger RNA, 573 nt
Organism: Hyaloperonospora brassicae
Lineage: Eukaryota; Oomycota; Peronosporomycetes; Peronosporales; Peronosporaceae
Source: the annotation of a GenBank genome assembly
AUGUUUGUCUUUGACUGGUUUUACGACGUGCUGGGCUACUUGGGGCUGUACCACAAAAACGCCAAGAUCCUGUUCCUAGGCCUGGACAAUGCGGGCAAGACCACUCUUCUGCACAUGCUCAAGGACGAUCGCGUUGCCGUGCAUGAGCCGACACUGCACCCCAAUUCCGAAGAACUGAUCAUUGGCAAGCUGCGUCUGCGGACGUUCGACUUGGGCGGUCACGAGACGGCGCGUCGCCUAUGGCGGGAUUACUUUGCCACAGUGGACGGUGUCGUGUUCGUGGUGGACGCGCUCGAUCGCGAGCGCUUUCCCGAGUCCAAGCGAGAGCUGGACACGCUAUUGGGCUACGACGAGCUGGCCAACGUGCCGUUCCUUGUGCUGGGCAAUAAGAUUGACGUGCCUCGCGCGGCAUCGGAGGACGAGCUGCGCAGUGCGCUGGGCCUAAACGAGACGUAUGGCAAGGAGGCGCGCGCGGCGGAUGCGAGCAUUCGCCCCAUUGAGCUGUACAUGUGCUCGGUGGUGCGUCGGAUGGGCUAUGCUGACGGCUUCCGCUGGAUGGCACAGUUCUUGUAG